AUGGCCUUUUCGCUUAAAUUUGACGAAAACCUUAUACCAGAAAAUAAUAAUAAACAAAAUAUGGAUUUACACAAUUUCAAAUAUUGGCUUGCACUGCAAUCGUGCAUCGAAUAUAAAAAUGGUAUUGGCUAUAUAGAUAAAAAAUACCAUCAGACAAAAGUGGAUAUUAUGUUCAAAAAAAAAAUUAAGAUGUUAAUUGUCAAUAUAUAUCAUAGCGAUGUUUUUUUGGUUACUCAAGACGUUGAGAAAUAUGUAUGGGAAGAUAUAAGUCCAAAAAUUACAUUCUUUAAAGUUCAAUCUACAAACAAUGAGGUUGAAAAUGAAAUUGUGGUAAAUCAUGAAAAUCUCUCACAUUACAUAUGUUAUACUUCCCAUAAGAUUGAUUGGAGCAACACAAGAAUUGUAAAAGCUGCAACUAACAAGAUUAAUUUUCUCGCUUUGACUGACGAUGGCAAAAUAUAUUACACACAAAAUUCGAUCAAAGAUGAAGAAAAACAAUGCAGUAUACAUCAAAUGAAUAUACGUGAAAUGAAUAUCAAAGAGAAGAUUACAUGCAUGAGUUGCGGAUCUAAUUUUUAUGUGGUAGCUACGAACCGCCAUAUGUUCUUUUGGGGUUAUAUAUGUGAAAUGGGGAAUUCUUUUGAUAGUGAUGACGCGAUGAUGGAAUGGACUAAACCACGGUUUACAUUUGAGCCACAUAAAAUAUCCACAUUUGCAUUCAAAACAAUUGUCAAGAUAGCUUGUGGGAUUGAUUACACACUUGCUCUAACUGAUCAAGGGAAACUCUACGGCUGGGGAGGUUACUUUUUCAAAACUUGCACCGAUUAUGACACAUACUAUGAUGUAAUCUAUCCGCACCCGGUGGAUAUAAUUAAUGUACGAAACCUAUCAGACAUCGCCGUCAUUGAUUACACUAAUUUUGUCAAGUCUAGCAAGGAUGGACUUGUGUACGCAUGGGGUUUCAUUUUUCGCAGAAACUAUAAAAAACCAGCUGUUUGUGAAUAUACGAACGCGUUUGACAUAUCCAACUCGAUGAAUUGCACAUAUUAA
Messenger RNA from Acromyrmex echinatior (Panamanian leafcutter ant), 1050 nucleotides. RefSeq names its product RCC1 and BTB domain-containing protein 1. The record is from RefSeq and is a predicted model, not a curated record. Lineage: Eukaryota; Metazoa; Arthropoda; Insecta; Hymenoptera; Formicidae. Gene Ontology annotation, molecular function: protein binding.